Molecule: messenger RNA, 2688 nt
Organism: Heteronotia binoei (common prickly gecko)
Lineage: Eukaryota; Metazoa; Chordata; Lepidosauria; Squamata; Gekkonidae
Product: vomeronasal type-2 receptor 26-like
Exons: 7
Coding region: 1-2688 (895 amino acids)
Biological process (GO): G protein-coupled receptor signaling pathway
Cellular component (GO): membrane
Molecular function (GO): G protein-coupled receptor activity
Source: RefSeq, a predicted model, not a curated record
AUGGCCAUGCGAGGGAAACCGUGCACCAAGGAAACUCAGGCGGUGCCGGUCGGGACCCUGGGCCACUGGGGGGUAGAGAUCUUCAUGGUGGCCCCCUCUUCAUCCUUCGACGUGGUGGUCGGGAACGAAAAGAUCUGCGUGACUGUGGAAGAGAUCAAAUCGAUCCCCAAAGAGUAUCGGGACUUGAGGUGGGUGUUCAGUGAGGAGGAAGCCAACAAGCUGCCACCCCACAGGGACACGGACUGCGCUAUCGAACUGAUCCCAGGGCAGGAGGUUCCCCGGGCAAAACUGUACUCGAGGGGGUUUAUCCCUAAAACCUACCAUCGCUUCAUGGUCUUAACUUUCGCAUUUAAUGAAAUCCGUAAGAAUAUACAAGUCUUUCCCAACAUCUCAAUAGAAUACGAUGUGAAUGACAACAUGUUCAAUACAAUGGAAACCAGCGCAAACCUUUUGGAGCGCCUGUCACAAACUCAUGGGAAUUACAACCAUUACAAUUGCUACAGCAAGAAAGCGAUAUCGGCAGUUAUAGGUGCUCUCUUCACCCAGAAUUCAAUUCAGAUAGCCAACGUGUUAACAAACUACAAGAUCCCACAGUUGAGUUAUGGCUCUUUUGAUCCGGUGCUGAGUGACAAAAUCAAGUUCCCUUUUUUCAAUCGGUUGGUUCCAAAUGAAGAGCUUCAGCAUACAGGGAUUGUUCAGCUGCUUAAGCAUUUUGGAUGGACGUGGGUUGGCCUCAUCACAUCCGAUGAUGAGAGUGGAGAAACUUUCCUGCAGUCCCUGAGACCGAGGCUCCUCCAGAACAGCAUUUGUAUUGCUUUUGUGCAAAAGAUGCCAAUGUCGUUGAAAAGAGCUCGUAAUGAAAUAAACAAAGGCAUAUAUGAUUCCCUCCGGCUGAAUGAAGUGAAUGUAAACCUUGUCCACGGGGAUGUUCUGACUAUGGAUCUAUUCCGAAUGAUUCUACAUCUGUAUGAAUCUGAUGACUUUCUUCCAAUGGAGAGGGUUUGGCUCAUAACUGCCCAGUGGGAUUUUACAACAAUGAUUGCAGGAGGCAGCUUCCCUGCACAAUCCUUCAAUGGUACCUUGUCUUUCUCCCUGCAUACAAAUGUUGUGCCGGGACUUGAGGACUCUCUUGACCACAUCAACCCACACUACGCUGAUUUCGCCUACAGGUUCUGGGAAACAGCAUUCGAUUGUACUCUGCUGACGUUUGAACGAGGAAAGAGAAAAUGCACUGAGAGAGAGAAGCUGGUGAGCCUCCCUGGGUCUGUAUUUGAAAAAAGGGUGUCUGGUGAGAGCUACAGUGUCUAUAAUGCUGUUUAUGCUAUAGCACAUGCUCUCCAGGCCCUGCAUUCAUUGACUGCCAAGCGGGCAGCAAGGGGACACCAAGGCAAAAGGAAACUUGGGAACAUUCAGCCAUGGCAGCUGAACGCUUUUCUACGGAAGGUUCGCUUUAACAAUACUGCUGGGGAUGAAAUUUUCUUUGAUGAAAAAGGAGACCUGGUCACAGGACAUGAUAUCAUCAAUACAAUCACAUUCCCCAAUGGAUCCUUCCAGAGAAUCCAGGUUGGAAUGAUGGACCCUCAAGCUCCUGUAGGCCAAGAGUUCAGCCUUAAUGGAAGUGCCAUUGUGUGGAAUCCCAAGUUCAAGCAGGUGGUACCAUUUUCAAAGUGUGUCGAGAGCUGCCAACCUGGAUCCAAUAAGAUUGUUGUGGAGGGAAAAGAAAUCUGUUGCUAUAAUUGCACUCGGUGUCCUGAAGGAAUGAUUUCAGUCCAAGUGGAUGCUGACCAAUGUCAGAAGUGCCCAGAAGAUCAGUAUCCAAAUGAAAAGCAAGAUCAAUGCAUUCCCCGAAGCCUCAGCUUCUUAUCCUAUGGGGAACUCUUGGGAGCAAUGUUGACUUCCUUUGCCAGUUUAUCUUCCUUGACCACAGUCAUGGUGAUGGGGCUCUUCAUUCUGCACUGGGACACGCCCAUUGUCAAAGCCAACAACAGGAGCAUCACCUGCACCCUCCUCACCUCUCUCUUGCUUGGCUUCCUUUCCUCUCUUCUCUUUAUGGGUCAGCCAGGGAAGGUGAUUUGCCUUUUGAGACAAACAGUGUUUGGCAUCACCUCCUGUCUCUCGGUUUCCUGUUUGUUGGCCAAAACCAUCACUGUAGUUCUGGUCUUCAUGGCUACCCAGCCUGGAAACAGCAUCCUGAAAUGGGCAGGGAAGAGGCUGGCAACAUCCGUUAUCAUUCUCAGUUGUCUCAUUCAAACUUCCAUCUGCACUGUGUGGAUCAUCACCUCCCCCCCUUUCCCAGAGCUUGACCUGCACUCCCAGAUCAGUCAGAUUACAGUGCAAUGCAAUGAAGGCUCAGAGAUCAUGUUCUAUGUUGUCCUGGGCUACAUGGGCCUUCUGGCCGUCAUCAGCUUCAUUGUGGCAUACCUAGCCAGAAGGCUGCCUGACAGUUUCAAUGAAGCCAAGCUGAUCACCUUUAGCAUGCUGUUGUUCUGCACUGUGUGGGUGUCCUUCAUCCCAGCCUACUUGAGCACCAAGGGGAGAUACAUGGUGGCCGUGGAGAUCUUCUCCAUCUUGGCCUCUGGUGCUGGUUUGCUGGGUUGCAUCUUCCUCCCCAAAUGCUACAUUAUUGUAGUCAGACCUCAGCUGAACACCAGGGAGCAACUAGUUCAGAAAAAGAAUGGACUCACUUAG